This is a messenger RNA of Acanthosepion pharaonis, 969 nucleotides long. NCBI's taxonomy places the organism in Eukaryota, Metazoa, Mollusca, Cephalopoda, Sepiida, Sepiidae. The record is from the annotation of a GenBank genome assembly.
AUGGCUCCGUUGCCUCGAUCAGGUUUUGUCUGUAGUUGCCUUGUUGUGAUUCUUUCACAUUACUUUAUAUGUCAAUUUUCAGUUAGGAAAAAGAACUCCUUUAAUGAAAAUAUUACAAACAUUAGCAUCUCUUUUCUCAAUGUUUUUUCCACAUUUCUUUCUCUAAAUAUUUUUAUAUCUUUCUUUUCUUUUUUCCUUUCUUUCUGUUCUUUUCUUUACAUUUUUCUUUCUUUUUCUUUCAUUCUUUUCUUCUUUCCUUUUCUUUCUUUGUUUCUUUUUAACUUAUUGCUUUCUUUUCUUUCUUUCUUUCUGUCUUUCUUUUCUUUCUUUCUGUCUUUCUUCCUUUUCUUUCUUUUCUUUACAUAUUUUCUUUUUUUUCUUUCAUUAUUUUCUUCUUUCCUUUUCUUUAUACUUCUUUCUUUUAUUUUCUUUUAUCAUCUUUUUCUUUCUUUCUUUCUUUCUUUUCUUUUCAUCUUUUCUUUCUUUUUCUUUCAUUCUUUUCUUAUUUCAUUUUCUUUUUUCUUUCUUUUUAACUUCUUAAUUUCUUUUCCUUUCUUUUUUUGUCUUUCUUUUCUUUUCUUUUCUUUAUUUCUUUUCUUUUCUUUUAUCAUCUUUUCUUUCUUUCUUUCUUUCUUUCUUUUACAUCUUUUCUUUCUUUGUCUUUCGUUAUAUUCUUCUUUCCUUUUCUUUUUAACUUCUUGGUUUCUUUUCCUUGCUUUCUUUCUGUCUUUCUUUCUUUUCUUUUCAUCUUUUCUUUCUUUUUCUUUCAUUAUUUUCUUCUUUUCUUUCCUUUUCUUUUUAACUCCUUUCUUUCUUUCUUUCUUUCUUUCUUUCUUUCUUUCUUUCUUUCUUAACCCAUCUCUAUAUUUAUGGCUUUUUUUUUCACUCUUUAUAUCUUUCUUUCUCUCCUUACUUGUGAACACUAUGUCUUUUUCUUUCUCUCUCAUGAUUCCUUUCAAUCCAUCAUAA